CAAGGGACUCUCCCGCCUCAAGUCCCAACCCAAGAGUUCCCCAACCAGUGCAUCGCCUCGCCAUCGCCACCAGCCAUGUUGAAGCAGGAGCCUAAGUCAGAGCCGCAGCGCAAGUGGGUGGCCCUCGUCUCCAUCCCCGUCCUCCUCGGCCACGAGGACGAGUGGGACCAGGAGGUCGUCAUCGGCACCGACGUGCUGCUCGACCUCAACGUCCCGCCACAUCCCUCCUACCUGGUGCUGCGCCACCGCGUCGGCCCCGACAGCAGGCGCACCGACGAGCCGCGGUCCGCUCACAUCCUCGCCGCCGACCGCGCCGCCUGCAUCCUUCUUCAGGUCGUCGAAGGCAACCGCUGGGACUUGUUCCUCUGCGACACCUACAAACGUGCCGUCACCAUCCUCCCCCCCGUGCCCAUCUAUAUCCAGUCUAAGUCCAGCGAGGGCCUCGCCAUCAGCCCCCACCUCAGCAUCGGCCUCAUCGCCGACCCGCACAACCGCGGCCACUACGAGGUCGUCCAGCUCCAGUCAAGCACCUCCGACGACCAACCUAACAGGCUCCUCUGCUACUCUACCGCCAAAAGCUGGUGGUUCACCAGGGACCUCACCCUGCAACAGGCCUGCCUGCGCAACCCCUUUUCCGAGACCGGUGUGCUCGCCCACGACGGCCGCCUUUGGUGGCUCGCCCUAGCCUAUGGCGUGUUCUUCUGCGACCCCUGCACGCCGCUCUUGGAGCCCCCCGAGCUGCGAUUCAUCCCUCUCCCGGCCGACUGCGAGCUCGACGACUACGUCACCUUCGAUCCCCGCAUCGACCAGCGCCGCUGCGUCAGGCCCAGCGAGGGCAAGUUGCGCUUCGUCGAGAUCCGCGGCCUCUCCUACAACGAGUUCGUCGACGUAGCCCCGGCCGCUAAGCCGACCAUAUGGAUGUGGACGCUCGACGAUCCGGAGGGCCCGAACCCCUGGAGAUUCGAGUACGAGGUCGCCUUCGCAGAAAUCUGGCACAGCAAAGCCUACGCCGACGUGGGCCUGCAGCCGGGCGAGGUGCCCCACGUCGCCCUCGUCGACCCCAACGACCACCACGUCGUCUACUUGUUCCAGGGCUCGAAGAUAUUCGGCUUGAACGUGCGCAAGAAGGUGAUCCUCGCCUGCAAGGAAUGCCUGAUAGACCGUGAUCAACAAAUGUUCCCAUCCUCCCGCCCGAUCAUCGAUGCCUGGGAGCUUCCGGACGACGUCGCGAUGACGACUCUUCACAAGAUAAUAAUGUUUGAUCGAUACAGUCCUUUACUCCGAGGAAAAGAAGCGCGAGGUGACCGUACCGAGUCUAUGGACUACUGUCGGUUAGACGAAUCAUCUGUUAACACGGACGCGUCGGACAAAUCAUCUGUUAACACGGGUGGCCUUUUUGUCGUCUGUCCGUUAGUUAAUGAUGAGCCGAAGAUACAAGUCCCCGUUUUCGGCGGACACCGUUCGGCCGCUGAAAAUAAGGCUGGCCGCCGAAAGUGAUUUACAAUGCUGUUGUGUCCUCUAUUCUUCCCCGUAGGUGAAAGAGAACGAUUCGUCGUGUCAACAUGUGUGGAAGCGCUUCUUUUGAUCUUGUGUUUCAGAUACAUAGAGUAGAUCAGCCUGAAGCUGUGUCAUGGACAUUUGAUCCACAUUCUCCUCUCAGUUGAUGAAAGCCAAGGAACAAUCAUACCGGGACCGGUAGUUGUUACGAAGAUGUGUGUCCAGUUCCAGUACUGGAAUGCCAAACCUGUGGUCACCUCUUCCUGUUUUUUUUUCUGGAUGGGUUGCCCACCUUGGUCGGCUGCAUUCAUUUGGCAGCUGCACCUGCUGUUGAUGUGGUU
This is a messenger RNA of Zea mays, 1838 nucleotides long. RefSeq lists its product as uncharacterized. Lineage: Eukaryota; Viridiplantae; Streptophyta; Magnoliopsida; Poales; Poaceae. The coding region runs from base 76 to 1497 and encodes 473 amino acids. The record is from RefSeq and is a predicted model, not a curated record. The transcript has 2 exons.